AUGCCACCACUUUCAAAACGUGAAAAACAAAUAAAAAGUUUAGCGAAAGAUAAACGAAAAAAAAAUCAAAACUUUACUGUGCCUUUAGAAAAUUCAGAUAUUGAUGAUAAUUUGGAGUGGAAAAAUGAGGAAGAAGUCAUAUGGAGAGACGAUGAAAAAAGAGCACAAGCUAAAAAACUUUUGGCUAAAAAUGGUCAACCAAUAACGAAUUUUUUUAACCCAUUUCAACUCCAACCUCAUGCACUUAAUGAUCCCAAUAAAUCUGAUCAGAAAUCAAAUCAAUCUGAUAAUCAGGAAUCUGAACAUGAAGAUCAUUGCGAAUAUGGACAAUUAAUUAAAUCUGUUGAAAAGGAAUUAAAGCAAAGCAAUCUUGAUGGUGGUUAUAAGCUAAGAUUAAUUGCUUUGUUGCAGUAUCUAAUGCUUGUUAACCAUAAAGAGCCAAAAAUUAAAGCAAGCCUCUGUAUUGCACGGCAAUUAAAUAAAGGAUCAUAUUUUGCACGUUGUCUUAGAGUAUGGGAAAAAUUAAUAAGGAAUGGUGAGACCAUUCCAAUUUCUAAAUGGGAAAAACAUUGCAAAAUUCAAAGUUUACUUAAUGACAAAGAUAUUCAAAUUCAGAUAGUAACAUAUUUACGUGAAAAUAAAUUUGAAUUUUAUAUGGCUGAUUUCAUUGAUUAUAUAAAGAAUAUUGUUUUCCGUCACUUGGAAUUAAACAGGAAACAACAAUAA
Messenger RNA from Funneliformis caledonium, 726 nucleotides. The record is from the annotation of a GenBank genome assembly. Lineage: Eukaryota; Fungi; Glomeromycota; Glomeromycetes; Glomerales; Glomeraceae.